Hibiscus syriacus is the source of this 720-nucleotide messenger RNA. RefSeq names its product uracil-DNA glycosylase, mitochondrial-like. The record is from RefSeq and is a predicted model, not a curated record. Gene Ontology annotation, molecular function: uracil DNA N-glycosylase activity. Gene Ontology annotation, biological process: base-excision repair, AP site formation via deaminated base removal; base-excision repair. Gene Ontology annotation, cellular component: mitochondrion; nucleus. Bases 1 to 720 code for a protein of 239 amino acids. The transcript has 7 exons. NCBI's taxonomy places the organism in Eukaryota, Viridiplantae, Streptophyta, Magnoliopsida, Malvales, Malvaceae.
AUGGCUCACAAAGACCAGCAACGGGAAUGGCUACUUGCUGAGGUAUCAUUCGUGACCAUGAUGGUGCUUGGUUCUCGGGUUUUUUCUAAAGCUGUUGUGGAAACAGACUGCAAAGAGGCUCUUUCAGCUUUGAAGAGCGACGCGAAUGGGAGAUUUGGAUCACCAAUGGCACCACAUAUUGUGGAGCUUGUUAGGCGAGAUUGGAGGAUGCGUUUUGUGUUUGUUCCACACGAGUGCAAUCGGGAUCCAUAUCAUGGACCUGGUCAAGCAAUGGGGCUUUCAUUUUCAGUGCCAGAGGGAGUGAAGAUUCCUUCGAGCCUGGUGAAUAUAUUUAAGGAACUUAAGCAGGAUCUUGGAUGUUCAAUUCCAUCUCAUGGGAAUCCGGAGAAAUGGGCUGUUCAGGGUGUUCUUUUGCUGAACACUGUUCUCCCUGUUAGGAAGCAUCAAGCUAAUUCUCAUGCAAAGAAAGGGUGGGAGGUAUUUACUGAUGCUGUUAUUAAGACUAUCUCACAAAAGAAGGAAGGAGUUGUGUUUCUUCUAUGGGAGAACUCAGCUCAAGAGAAAUUAAAGUUGAUUGAUCAGACAAAGCAUCACAUUCUCAAGGCAGCUCAUCCUUCUGGUUUGUCUGCAAAUAGAGGCUGCUUUGGUUGCAGGCAUUUCUCUCCCACAAACCAACUUUUGGAGCAAAUGGGGACUGACCCUAUAGAUUGGCAACUUUGA